AUGAAGUGCAUCGCAUGCAUGGCUGGAUGGUGCCCGCGCGCACGGCACCGAUGGAUGGGAUUAGCACUACAUAUACCCCACGAGCUCCCUGCGUACAACCACACCAGCGCAAGCCACUCCCGCUUUCCUCUCCCCGCGCCACCUUGGCACCAUUACCGAUAUACCCAGCUGAUCUUCACCGCUUUCCUGCCCCUCGAUCGCCGGCCGGCCGAAACCAUCCAUCCAUCCAUGGGCUCCAAACCCGCGGACGCCGCAGGGAGCCAGCAGCAGCAGGGGGAUGAGUCGUCCAUGGCGGACUUGUACAGCAGCCACGAGCUGACGCCGCUGCAGAAGCACGCCGCCUUCUUCGACCGGAACAAGGACGGCAUCAUCUACCCCUCCGAGACCUACCAAGGGCUACGCGCCAUCGGCUGCGGCGUCGUGUUGUCCGCCGCCGGCACCGUCUUCAUCAACGGCUUCCUCGCGCCCAAGACGGUACCGGCGAACGUGAAGCCUCCAGCUUUCAAGUUCCCCAUCUACGUAAAGACCAUUCAGCAGGGCAAGCAUGGGAGUGAUACAGACGUGUACGACACCCAGGGAAGGUUUGUUCCUGAAAAGUUUGAGGAGAUAUUCAAGAAGCAUGCCCACACUAGGCCUGAUGCCCUAACGGACAAAGAGCUUGGGGAGAUGCUUAAAGCAAACAGGGAUCCUAAAGAUUUCGCCGGACGGGUGGGCGCUUUCGUAGAGUGGAGACUUCUCUACGCGCUGUGCAAAGACAAGGAGGGAUUUCUUCACAAGGAGACUGUCAAGGCGGUCUAUGAUGGCAGCGUGUUUGAGAAGUUGGAGCGAGAAAAGAAGGAAGCUAAGGAAUUUGCCAAGAAGAAAUGA
This is a messenger RNA of Triticum turgidum subsp. durum (durum wheat), 867 nucleotides long. The record is from the annotation of a GenBank genome assembly. Lineage: Eukaryota; Viridiplantae; Streptophyta; Magnoliopsida; Poales; Poaceae.